Molecule: messenger RNA, 2259 nt
Organism: Carya illinoinensis
Lineage: Eukaryota; Viridiplantae; Streptophyta; Magnoliopsida; Fagales; Juglandaceae
Exons: 4
Coding region: 1-2259 (752 amino acids)
Source: RefSeq, a predicted model, not a curated record
AUGGCAUCUGCGGAUGCACGACAAAGGAAUUUGGUGGGAAAUGGAGGCAAACUUGUUGCAGGGGUCGAGGAUGAUGGGACAUGGUAUGGGGCAACUCAAAGAGUAGGUGAGAACCUACACAGUGUAGGAAGCAUGCAGGAGGAUGAGGUACAAGUUGGGCGAGAAACACUUGAAAGAACAAUGGCCUUGAUCGUAACAGGCUUGAUAGAAGAGGCCUUAGAAAAGCCCAACAGAAACAACAUGCCCAUUAACCAGUCACAUGUAGGGAUAUAUGGCGAAGGGGAAAGGCCUACGCGGGAAUCAACUAGUCUCAACAGCCAGCUUAUAGUAAGUGAUCAAGUAGAAGGAGUUAUAAGUCCAAACCAAGGGAGUCGUAGAUGGAAACGUCAAGCAAGAGGACAAGGGUCAACUUCAGUGGAAGGAGGCUUGCGACCGGGAAUUAAGAGGCCAGUAGAGACUAAGGAGAUCGAGGAUGGAGAUGGGAGAGUGCUGUGCUCAAAAGAGGAGGUGGCAACCGGGUUCAGGCUUCACUUCAACCAGGUGUACCAAUCUGCUAACCCAACUGAAAGGGCCAUACAGCAGUGCCUGAAUGGUGUAAGACACAGGAUCUCUCGGUACAAGAGGGAACAAAUGGAUAGAGAAUUUACAUCAGAAGAGGUUGUGGCUACUUUUAAACAAAUGUCUCCAUUCAAAUCACCAGGGCCAGAUGGGUUCAGUGCAGGUUUUUUCCAAGAUCAUUGGGAUAUAGUUGGCUCUGAUGUGGUGCAGGCAGUACUAGACUUCUUCAGAACUGGUGAGAUGCCAACAGGGCUGAAUCAUACUCUCAUAGCUCUAAUUCCCAAGACAAGUGCCCCUAGAUCAGUAAAUGAAUACAGGCCUAUCAGUCUCUGCAAUGUGUGGUACAAACUAAUUUCUAAAGUUUUGGCAAAUAGGUUGAAACCAGUGCUGCAAGAUGUCAUAUCUUGGAAUCAGAGUGCAUUCCUAUCAGGCAGACUAAUCACUGAUAACAUAAUGGUUGCUUACGAGCUCUUGCAUACUAUGCAAGCUAGGCAAAAAGAAAGAGAAGGCAACAUGGCUAUCAAGUUGGAUAUGUCAAGGGCAUAUGAUAGAGUGGAGUGGGGUUUUCUGCAAACAAUGCUAUCUAAGUUAGGUUUCAGUGACAAGUGGAGGAAGCUGGUUAUGGCAUGUGUAAAAUCUGUUUUCUACUCAGUAGUAGUGAAUGGGACCCCUGGAGACAUCAUUUGGCCUACAAGAGGCUUAAGGCAAGGGGACCCUCUUUCCCCUUACCUUUUCCUUCUAUGUGUAGAAGGAUUGAGUACCCUUUUGAAGGAAGCUGAAGCAAGAGGGAAGGAAGUCAUGAUCAAAAGUGUCUUGCAAGCCAUACCAGCAUACACAAUGAGUGUAUUCAAGAUGCCAAGUAUGCUUCUCAAAGAAAUUGAAUCUAUGAUUGCCAAAUUCUGGUGGAACCACAGAAAGGAAGGCAGGGGCAUUCAUUGGAAAAGUUGGAACAAACUUGGAGCAGCAAAGGGUAAGGGGGGACUAGGAUUUCGAGACCUUAACUGUUUCAAUAGAGCUCUCUUAGCCAAGCAAGGGUGGAGAAUUUUACAAGAACCUACUUCACUGGUGGCUCAAGUAUUCAAAGAAAAAUAUUUCAAGUCAGGCAACCUGAUGGAGGCACGAGUUGGCUACUGUCCAUCUCAAAAUCUGGAGGAGCCUAAUGACAGUGAUGGAUCUGGUAAAGACUGGAUUCAAUCACCUAACAAGAUAUUGGACUGUAAUGCAAUUGUUAGUGAGCUUAUUGAUGGUGAAAGCAAAACCUGGAAACAAGAACUGGUGCAAGCAAUAUUCAGUCAAGAGGAAGCCAAGAGUAUCUGUAGUAUCCCUAUUAGUGUAAAAGGGAUGGGUAACAAAGUAAUUUGGGGACUGUCAGAGAAAGGGAUAUUUUCAAUAAAGAGUGCUUAUUAUGCAUAUUUGGAGACCAAGAAUCAAAAGAUAGGAGAAACAUCCAGUGGAGAUCAAAAUGAAAGGCUGUGGAGGAGGGUGUGGAGAUUAACAAACUCAGGUAAGGUAAAACAGUUUCUGUGGAAAGCUCUCAAUGGAAUAUUACCCACAAGGAGCAUUCUUUUCAAGAGAAGGAUUAUUGAUAAUUCAACAUGUCCUGUGUGCAAUAGAGAAGAAGAAACAGACAUACAUGUGCUUUGGGAUUGUCCUGCUUUAGUAGAUGUAUGGGGUGAGGAUUGCAAUCCAGUCAGAAAGUAG